AAAUUCAGCUUGACUGAACAUUAUAUGUCAAAUUUAACAAAAGAGCCUGCUGAUUCAGAUGAAGCCAGUUUUGUUAUUCAACAUUUAUUAAUAUGUUCCCAAAUCACUUCAGAUGUGUCCUGUAAUUCCUAUAUUUUAAACAGAUAAUGCAUGAUAGUGAUUUCACUCCUGAAGCUCAUUUCUAAUUGGUGACUAACUGACGGUGUUACGACACUGUUUUCGUUUCCAACAGUCCCAAAAUCAAUCGGAGAACAGCACUGGUGUCUCCUACCUCCACAUUUUGCGCUCUCUGUCCAUUUGUUGGAAGCAAUGUAUAAAAUCCCCCUUUACUUUCCUCAGGAGUGUCAGUCAAUGCACGUGCGCUAGGUGUCAAUCAAAGCGGCGGCUUCUCUUUCAUCUCUACUGUCAGUCAGAGAUCAGGGGGAGGAGUACAGCACUACUCUCUCUCCAGCCCAACAUUACUCUCAGUCUCUGCUGAGCGCAUUUCUGAAGAGGGACACCUUUUUACCCAAGAAAGCAAACGGGAAUGACACACAGCAUCUGAACUCCAGCACUUUUUUUUUUUUUGAACAGUCAGAACUGUCCUACGUUCAACUUACACUUCUAACGUUUGCCUUUAAGAACACCGCAGGAGUCGUACUUUAACUUUUUAAAACACCCAGCGUCUACAUUGCGUUUCCCCUCUGGAUUCUCGAGUGUUGCCGUAGCAAGAGUGUUUGGAGUGCACCGGCUGAAAUUAUACAGGGGGGUUUCUGUCUAACGUCUUCGCUUUCCGGGCGUUUGUAGGGUGAGGAGGACUUUCAAUCACCCGAGAAAUGCCGCAGUUGUCAGGCGGAGGAGGCGGCGGGGAUCCGGAGCUCUGUGCCACCGAUGAAAUGAUCCCGUUCAAAGACGAGGGAGACCCGCAGAAGGAGCAGAUCUUCGCGGAGAUCAUCCACUCUGAGGAGGAGGGAGACUUAGCAGAGAUCAAGUCAUCUCUGGUCAACGAGACAGAAAUCAGCCCCAACAGUAACAAUCACGACGCAGCUAGACUGUCCCAAAUAACACCAGACUCUUAUCAUGAGAAGCACAUGGACCAUCUGGAUGAUGGCAAGCAUCAAGACAUGUACAGCAAAGGCCACCCGUACCCCAGUUACCCAGGAUACAUCAUGAUGACCAAUAUGAACAAUGAAUCCUACAUGAACAACGGCUCUCUCUCGCCUCCCAUUCCCAGAAUGUCAAAUAAGGUGCCGGUGGUCCAGCCGUCCCAUGCCGUUCACCCCCUCACCCCUCUGAUCACAUACAGCGACGAGCACUUCGCCCCUGGCCCACACUCGGGACACCACCCACAGGACAUCAACUCCAAGCAAGGUAUGCCCAGGCAUCAUCCUGGAUCCAGAAGAAUUGGGAAGACGUUCUCUCAUCACAUGGUACCAGGCCCUCCUGGACCCCAUGUCACGGGAAUCCCCCAUCCCGCCAUUGUCAACCCACAGGUGAAACACGAACCACAUCACGACUCAGACCUGAUGCACAUGAAACCUCAUCACGAGCAGAGAAAGGAGCAGGAGCCCAAAAGACCUCACAUUAAGAAACCUCUAAACGCUUUCAUGCUGUAUAUGAAAGAGAUGCGUGCCAAUGUGGUGGCCGAAUGCACGUUGAAGGAGAGCGCCGCGAUCAAUCAGAUCCUCGGGCGGAGGUGGCAUGCUUUAUCUCGGGAAGAGCAAGCUAAGUAUUACGAAUUAGCCCGCAAGGAACGGCAGCUCCAUAUGCAGCUUUACCCAGGAUGGUCUGCCAGAGACAAUUAUGGGAAAAAAAAGAAGCGGAAGAGGGAAAAGAUCCAGGAACCUGCUUCAGGUACAGGCCAGAGAAUGAAAACGGCGUACAUCUGAACAAUGGUAAGA
This is a messenger RNA of Sinocyclocheilus anshuiensis, 1880 nucleotides long. Its product is annotated as lymphoid enhancer-binding factor 1-like. The coding region runs from base 816 to 1868 and encodes 350 amino acids. The transcript is spliced from 10 exons. NCBI's taxonomy places the organism in Eukaryota, Metazoa, Chordata, Actinopteri, Cypriniformes, Cyprinidae. The record is from RefSeq and is a predicted model, not a curated record. Gene Ontology annotation, biological process: canonical Wnt signaling pathway; regulation of transcription by RNA polymerase II. Gene Ontology annotation, cellular component: beta-catenin-TCF complex; chromatin. Gene Ontology annotation, molecular function: DNA-binding transcription factor activity, RNA polymerase II-specific; RNA polymerase II cis-regulatory region sequence-specific DNA binding.